UUUGCCCUCAACCUAUUAGCAUCUCAAAAUAUCAAUCUAUAGCAGAGAACAAAAUAUUUAUAAAAUUCUAAGGUAAUAAACAAGUAGGAUAUUUAAAAAAAAAUAAGAAUUAUUUAAAAUUUUAUUUAAUACAGGGAUUUCUUUUUAUCUCAAUUGGACAGUUUACUAUACUUAGUAUAUAUAUACGAUCAAAGAUGGCUCGAAGCAAAGAUAAAAUUUAGAUUGAAGGAAUAUAUCAUUUCAUGACAAAUAGAAUUGUAGUUUUCGUUUUCUAGAUAAGAUCGAAACCUACGUUCAAUCAUGUCAUAUUUAAAUCAACCUGAUUAUGUGUGUUAUGUAUGUAAUUGUGGUUCUUUGAAGCCGAUCUCGAAGAUUUAUUUCUGUAGGCACUGCUCGAAGAUUCGUUGCGGAUAUUGUGUCUGUCAAGAGAUGUUCGAAUUGUUUCAAAUGUCCAUGUUGCUUUCAAACGUUAUCAACAAGAGCUGGUCAUGUACCUUUACGAGUAGUACCUGCUGAUGGUGAAGAUUCUAAAGAUGUUAAAACAACACCAAAGAAAGUUUAUUAUUUAUCUUGUUCAUUAUGUCGAUGGACUUCAAGGGAUGCUGGUAUUCCUGAUCAGUCUAUGGCUACUGGAGGCUGGCCUGAACAGGAAAACCCUCACACAAGCCGGAUCAAUACCUUGAUAGAUUAUCAUAAAAUAUUAGCUUCUAUAGAAAAGCAGCAGUCUGAGAGGAAAAAAUUUCGACCAAAACAUCCUUACAUGCAGAUUGCCAUGUUUAGGAUAACAUCUGCUAUGGUUCGUAAACAUAUAGGACAUCCUACAAAACCUACUACUGAAUCAACUGACCAACCACCUCCAGCUAUUGCUAGUACAGAGGUAGAAGAAUUGCCGAUGGAUAUUUUUACAGAGCCAGUAGAAAUAACUAAGAUUACUACAUUGGAACAGCGAUUGCAACAGCCAGAUGUACAAACAGAAAAUGUAAAUGAAUUGCGUCCCCAACAUAGACAGUUGUUAGUUAGAAGGUCGCAACGAUGUCGAGUUUGCGAACAUAAUCUUUGUAAACCAGAUUUUUGUUCACAGUCUGCAAAGUUUAAGAUCCAGCUUGCAGCAUUUUAUCACGUACCAGAAGUGAGGAUCGUUACAUGCGAACCACUUCGUCCAGGUAAAUCAAGUGAAUUGCUUUUGAAGUUUUGCAAUCCAACUCAACAUCAAACUCAGGUGGUAUUGUUACCAUUGGAUACACCAAUGACGCCUAUUUUAACAAUCGUAGAUGAAAAGGAAGAAGUUAAACAGGAUAACGCACAACAGGGAUCUGAAUCUCCAAAUUUAUUACCUUCUAUCGUACGACAAGUGCCUGUAGUAGAGGAAACAAAACCUAUCAAAAUCACUGCAAAUGCAGAUGUAGUUCUUCCUCAAAAUUGUCUUAUUUUACCGCGCAGAGACGACGCUGCUGAGUAUGACGAUACCGGCGAUACACAUAAUUUUCAGGAUGAUCCUAAGUUCGUGAUUUGGCGAAAAGGUAACAAAGCCGUAAUAAAAUUGCAUGUAACUCCACAUGAAAAUAUAGAAGAGAACAACAAUCAACCAAUUGUAAUCGGUUUUGUUAUGCAGUAUAGAUAUGUGAAUACAAUUACUACAUUGGAACACAAAGCACCUCAAAAACUAGAUCUCAAAGUUAAACUUUAUCUUACUAUUGGCAAUAUUGUUGGAAAGAAUUUGUGCCAUUUCUUCAAAUUCGUCGCCAAACUCUAUUGAACUUGACUUUGAAUGUUUACUAGCAACUUUUUGUUUGCGAAAUACAACCAUAUCCAUAGGAUUGGCAACCUCAUCACAGAAUCUUUGUGCUAAUCUGAAAUAUCUCAUAUUAACUAUGUUUACCGUAUUUAUUAAUUAAAACAAUACAAAUAAAAUUAAAUUUUACUUAUUUGCAUCAAAGAUUUCUUCCUCAGAACUAUAA
Messenger RNA from Heterotrigona itama, 1958 nucleotides. The record is from the annotation of a GenBank genome assembly. NCBI's taxonomy places the organism in Eukaryota, Metazoa, Arthropoda, Insecta, Hymenoptera, Apidae.